Brugia malayi is the source of this 1632-nucleotide messenger RNA. RefSeq lists its product as uncharacterized. The record is from RefSeq and is a predicted model, not a curated record. Bases 1 to 1632 code for a protein of 543 amino acids. NCBI's taxonomy places the organism in Eukaryota, Metazoa, Nematoda, Chromadorea, Rhabditida, Onchocercidae. The transcript is spliced from 15 exons.
AUGUCUAGUAGCACGGGUCUAACAAAUGGUCAGUCAUUCAAGCUGCAAUCUGCUGUUUCCGUAGAGCGCACAUCUUUCAAUUCAGAUGGUUCGCGUGAUAAGCAUGCUCGCUGUUCAAAAGCUGGUCGUGAAGAUUCUGAACUUGCUAAAGUAACCGCGAAGCUUUCACCGCAGCUGUCUUCUUCAGUGGAAGUUGUGACGGUUGAUCUGAUCUCCGACCAGGAAUUGAUCUCUCUUUAUGAAGAACGCAUUCCUCAUUCUUCUGUAAAAUACGAUGAUGUGUUGAGGAAAGCAGUCUUUCUCUUGCGAGAAAAAACUCGCAUUGAAGAAGAGGUGUUGGGUCUGCGUGCUCGUAAUGAAUCGCUGCAGCAGUUAAAUAAAACCAUUAGAGAAAAAAGCGUCCGCUUGCAUGCCAAAGCUGAACAGGAGGAGGAAUUUAUAUCCAACAUGCUACUGAAGCGCAUUCAGAAAUUGAAGAAUGAUAAGGAAGCUCUGGCUCUGAAGUAUGAACAGGAGGAGGAAUUUUUAACAAACGACUUGACGCGCAAACUUUCUCAAUUACAAAAUGAACGAGAUGAACUGGCUGGGCAGGUUGAAGCGGAGCAGAGUUGGGUCGUCGACACACUGCUUGUGAAAAUUCGUAAACUAGAAGCGGAAAUUAGUGCAAACCACACGGCACUCGAGCAGUUGCGUCGCGAAAAAGUCGAUCUUGAAAAUGCACUUGAACAUGAACAAGAAUCUUUGUUUAACACUUUGGGUAAGCGGAUGGAUCAGUUGGAGGCUGAAAAAAGACGUAUGCAGGCUCGCUUGGAUCAGGCUAGUUUAUCGGACGAUCAUUCGCCAUCCUCUUCAGCAAAUGAGUUUCCAUCUCACGAAAUGAAUGAUACUGGAGAGCGUCGCUCGACAAGGGCUGAAACAGAAGCUCGUAAACUACGUGAAGAAUGCAGUCGCCAGCGUAGCGUUAUCGCAAAUCUCAAGGGAACAAUCUCCAAUUUGCAACAACAAAUGAGUGCACAAGAAACAAAGUACGUUGCUGAUUUGUUGGCCAUUCGUGAGAAGUCGGCUGAGUCGCGUGCCAAUAAUCGUCGCUCACGUAUGGCUUUGGAAACUGAUCUGGCACGUUGUCUUGAAACCUGUCGUGCAUUCGCCGCUUCGGAAACAACACGUGAGAACGAUGAGGAUAAUUGUAUGGCGGCACUUCUUAACCGAAUGUCUGUUCCGAAAAGUAUAACACCAACACCCACUUAUGCUACAGAUGCUUCUAGUCCAAGUGCUGUCACAAUUCCAAAUGCAGAUGUUUGUCCAUUCCCUUGGCACAAUGAGCGUGUGUCAUCUGGACGUUCGGACUCACAGGGUGAUAGAAUGGAAGAAGGUUCGGAGGCGGCAGAUACAGAUGGUGAUAUGAACAUGGAUGCAAAUUUCUUCAUUAAUGAACGCCUCUCUCCUCGAAAUGAAGAUGGAGAGCGUUCUAAUGAAGAAUCAACGAAGACAAUAUCGGCAUAUCCUGGUUCGAUUUCAUCAGCUUCAAAUGAAGAUUCGAACGAAUCAGCGGAAUUGGCACAUAUAGGUCUUGGUCAGUUUGCUCGUCCAGCCCUUCCACCAACUCGUUCACCUAUUGCUAAGAAAGACUGA